Molecule: messenger RNA, 1711 nt
Organism: Camellia sinensis
Lineage: Eukaryota; Viridiplantae; Streptophyta; Magnoliopsida; Ericales; Theaceae
Source: RefSeq, a predicted model, not a curated record
UUGUUCAUGACAUUGGUGUUUGAGUCCUAACAACCUCUUCCCCCUCUCUACCAUGUUCAAAAAGAACAAGAACAAUACAGAAGAAAGUUUCCUUCAACUCUUAGUACUUACAGAUGAUUUUUUGAGCGUUGGAGAUUCUUAGUACUAAAAAGACGAUUUGAGUGUUCCCAUUAUAUUCCAAUUGCUCCCUAUUCAAUGCUUUUGCAGGUACUCUUUGAUGCCAUUGUAGGGGAGGCGUAGCAAUUUGAUGAUUUUUGUGAAUGUCGUAGAUUGUUUUAUGACUUUGGCAUAUCUUUUUGUGUUGUAUUAUUGGGUACAAUUACAAUUUCAAAAUUAUCAACUUUUGCAGAAAUUAAUGAUUUAAUUUUGAGAUUUGGGAAGAGUAGUUGAAACAGGGAGGUUUGAGUUCAGUUUCUGAUGAGGGAGGAUAAGCCUGAUGGAAGUUUUAUUUUGUCAUUUUACUCAGAAUUGUGAGAGUUGGAACUUGUUUAUUUCUUCUCCUCUAUGAACAAGGCCAAAUUGGUCAAAUUUGAGACCAAUCAUCAAAAUUUCGACCGAUUUUAUGCAGGAGCUCGAGCAUAACCAGUUUGAUCUGGUCUUAGCAGUUUGAUCUGGAUUAAGCAAGUGACACCAACCAAAGCAACUUUAAUUUUUUAUUCUUUCAUCCUUGGCUUGCUACUUUGACUUGGUCCCUGGAAUAAUUAAUUGUAAGUAUGCUGUCAAGAUACGACUUUUUUCUGAUCUAUAUCAUAUUGAUUAGGACACCAAACAACGAAAACAAUAAAAAAAAUCUGUACACACAUGCAACAGGGAGUCGUUGAAUUCAUCCGCAAGCUGUAAGAACCUCACUCAAGGACCUCUAACCAUAACUCUAAACAGAGGUUCUUCAUCUGCAAGCUAUAUGGCACAACCAAGCUAUUAUUUACCCAUAGCUAAUCCUGUUUGGGUCAUAGGUCCUCAGUAUUGCCUUCCUUAUCCUGUUGAUCUUGACAUCGUCAGAAAGGUCUUGACCAUAACAGAUAGUAAUUUUACCAUUACAGAUAUGAACGAUAACAUUCUGUUUAAAGUUAAAGGCCGCAUAUUAGCCCUUCAUGAUCGAUGCACCUUACUGGAUCCUGCUGGAAAUCCUAUUGUUACUUUACAGCAGAAGAUAAUGACUAUGCAUAACAGAUGGCAAGUGUUUAGGGAGGAGAGCAAAGACCCUGCGGAUCUGAUCUUUAGUGUUAAAAGAUCUUCGGUCUUCCAACUCAAGACCAAAUUAAACGUGUACUUAGCAAACAACACAGCCGAGGAGGUUCGUGAUUUCAGGGUUGAGGGAAGCUUGUUCCAGAGGUCCUGUGUCAUUUAUGCUGGCGAAUCAUCCACCAUUGUCGCUCAAAUGCACCAGAAAUACACCGCUGGAAGCAUCUUGUUUGGGAAGGAUAGGUUCACGGUGACGGUGUAUCCUCAUAUUGAUUAUGCAUUCAUUGCGGCUCUUAUUGUUAUUCUUGGUGAUAUUAACAAAGAGGAGGAUGAUGCUUAUUGGUAUGCUUGAUGAUAUUAACAAAGAGGAUGAUGAUUGCCUAGUUGACUUUUGUCGCAAGAAUUUGCCCCGUCAUGUUGUUAUGUAUUUUUUUAUGGCUUUGUAAUUUUUGUGAAUGUUAUUAAUGAGUCGUUUUUCAUUUUAAAAUUAAUAUAAAAAUCAAGAGAAAAUAUCAUUUUACUUAUUAAA